CAAAGGGACGUAUGCCCCGACCGGGAGAAGAUAGUCAAUUACUGAUGCACUUGAUCUACAUUUAAGUGCGCCCUUUGGAUUUUGUAAUUAUUUUCUCGUUCAUUAUUAAACGGUACGGUUGACUGCAGAAUAAAGUCCAAGUUACAACGUCACAUUUUUUGUUUUGCUGGUACUAAACUAAUCUUUGAAACAUUGCUUGUACCAAACAUCCGUUUUGUACAUUACUUGAUUCCGUCUCCCAUACCAGCCUCUUCACGGUAGAAAUUAAUCGGAAUUGCGGCAUCAAGCUGGCAGAAGUGGUGAACAUCGUUUUAGACGCCCUGAAUCGUUGCUGUUCUUGUAAGUUCUUACAUUUUCUGGUUGGAGCUGGCCUAGAUAUCCACUCGAGACAUCCUAAAUGAUAAUGAAGCAUUCACUCUCCUGCUGGCUUGCUCUCCUGUCAUUGUUGAGCUCACUGAGAUCAUCGACGGCCGUGAUCGGAGGCCUGAUCGACUUCGAGUACCAUGACUAUACAAGCCUAACCUUAGCGAUAAGAUCAUUGACGGUUGCAUACCCUGAUCUCACACAUCUAUAUACCAUAGGGCAAUCAGUCAAGGGUCGAGAAUUAUGGGUACUCGCCAUUGCUGGCAUGGACGCUACCAAACACGUAGUAGGGAGACCAGAAGCUAAGUAUGUGGGCAACAUGCAUGGAGAUGAGGUAAUUGGGCGAGAAAUGUUGAUACACUACGCUGACUGGAUGCUACUGAACUAUGGUCAGGACAUAGAAGUAACACAGUUCCUAGACUCAACCAGACUUCAUAUUCUAGUCUCUAUGAAUCCUGAUGGCUUUGAAGAAGCCAGAGUCAAUGAAAACUGCAGGAGUUUUACUGGAAGGACGAACGAUCUCGGCUUCGAUCUGAAUCGGAACUUUCCGGAUUACUUCGAGAAGAACAUAUACGUGACACAAGUGGAAACCCAGGCUAUCGUGGACUGGGUGGCAGAUAUUCAGUUUGUAUUGUCAGCUAACCUCCAUGGUGGUGCACUGGUUGCUAACUACCCCUUCGAUAACAUUGACCCAGAAAUCAAGAAAGACAACACAUCGAUAUACAGCCCCAGUCCUGAUGAUGAUAUUUACCGUUACCUAGCAACUGUAUAUUCGUAUAACCAUCGGAAGAUGCACAUACUCAAUGAAACUAAAUGUGAAGGGAAAUUUACAGGAUUCGAGGAUGGCAUAACCAAUGGCGCCGAAUGGUAUAUUGCAGUUGGUGGGAUGCAAGACUAUAACUACUUGUUUGCUGGAUGUAUGGAGAUCACCUUGGAGAUCAGUUGUUGCAAGUAUCCUCCUCCUGAGGAGCUACCAGAGUACUGGGAGGAUAACCGAGAUGCGCUCAUGGAAUACAUCAAACAGGUCCAUAGAGGUGUAAAAGGUAUCGUUCGUAAUGAGCAAGGUACGGCCCUAGAGGGCGCUGAGGUGAAGAUAGUUGGUCGUGAUAUAACCUUCCGCACCACAAAGGAGGGAGAGUAUUGGAAACUACUACUGCCUGGCUCCUACGAAUUACAGGUGAGCAUGGAGGGUUAUAUCACCUGGACGAGUACAGUUCAAAUCACCAACUACGUCUACAACGUGGAACAGGUAGAUGUCUACAUGGCAACAGUAGAUGACGGAUCAGGAACAGCCCCUCCCAAGACUCAGGUAUCACUGGUUGUCAUAGUGAUGGCUUCGCUUCUUGGGUCGUUAUGGCAUCUCUGACGUCAUUAAGGAAUAAUCAUUGAGGUGAUAAUAUACGUCCUCGAGCGUUAACACGAAACAGAUAUACCAGCCGGACGCUGCAACUAUCACGUACCUUAACAAUAAAAUAUGCAUGAUUAUAGAUCUUCGUGAUAUACACUGACGUAAUACCUCCACAAAGUGAUUAACAUUUGCAGUGAUUGAGUCGAUAGACAGGCCUUCAUGAAAUUCUGCCUUUCCGAUUUGACAAAAUUACCUCCGUAUAUCGCCUACCGUGAAAAACUUUUUGAUGCUGUGAAUUAUCGAAGAAUACUACCACGUAAUAAUGAGCUUUUAUUAUUCGUGAAGAAUGGGAGCUGAACGCAAAAAUGGUUUGGGGCUAUUGAUGCCAGGCUGAUUGAUGCAUUGGUAUGAACAUGUAUGAUCUUCACCAUUUUGAACGGUCAUGAUCGAGGCACCUGACAUACUAUUUUUGUUCAGAAGGAAAGUCCGAGCAGCAACCGAAAGGGUGGCGUCUAACAAUAGUAUUAUUGUACCCGAUUGCUUUAUGAUUCGCAGCCAGCAGAGUGUGCGAUCUUUCCAAUCGGGAGCACUGUACAAAGUCAUGAUUUCGUAAUUUCUAGGAACAUUCUAAACCUUUGAUUAAUAUGCUUGAUACCUAUAUUGUGAUGUACCAUAAAAUCUGUCGUACAGCGAAUAUUCAAUGACGUCCUGAUUUUCGUGGGUUGUAAAGUUGAAGCCUAAUACUUAAACAAGACCGAAUAAACGAUGAACUUGCGACACAAACCUAUUUUCUCAUCAAAAUAAUGAUUUUAUACCUCAGAAUUGCUAAUGAAUCAUGAGAUGCACAACAUCAUUGUGUCAAUUCUAAAGUUGAUUGUAUUGAUGUACCGUGGUAGUAUGUUUGAUUGAUGUCACUCCUUGCCAAUGAUUCGAAUCAUGAAACAAAAUUAUCAUCACAUUUUUGUUUAUCUAAUAUCCUUUCACACUCUCUGUCUCUUGUUAUUUC
Messenger RNA from Strongylocentrotus purpuratus (purple sea urchin), 2717 nucleotides. Its product is annotated as carboxypeptidase D. The transcript has 9 exons. Lineage: Eukaryota; Metazoa; Echinodermata; Echinoidea; Camarodonta; Strongylocentrotidae. The coding region runs from base 398 to 1729 and encodes 443 amino acids. Gene Ontology annotation, cellular component: cell surface. The record is from RefSeq and is a predicted model, not a curated record. Gene Ontology annotation, biological process: proteolysis. Gene Ontology annotation, molecular function: zinc ion binding; metallocarboxypeptidase activity.